Solanum verrucosum is the source of this 1593-nucleotide messenger RNA. RefSeq names its product HIPL2 protein-like. Bases 1 to 1593 code for a protein of 530 amino acids. The record is from RefSeq and is a predicted model, not a curated record. Lineage: Eukaryota; Viridiplantae; Streptophyta; Magnoliopsida; Solanales; Solanaceae. The transcript has 6 exons.
AUGGUUGCUGUCUGCAAUGUUUUUCUUCUGAAUCUGUUGCUGCUUUAUGGUUUUCUGGCAUCCUGCACUUUGAGCAUGCAGUUAAAGGACUUAAAAAAUGGUGCUCAAUCAUAUGGUAUUCGUGAAACUCGUCAAGCCCCAAAUGGUAUUUGUAUUGAAAAAAUUGGAAAUGGAUCUUAUAUUGGCAUGGCUCCACACCCUGAUGGCUCUGACCGCGUAUUUUUGUGGAAUCAACAAGGUAAGGUAUGGAUUGCCAAUGUUCCUGAGGAUGGAUCUAAUGGAGUGUUGGAAAUUGAUGAAUCAAAGCCAUAUCUAGAUAUAACUGAUCAUGUGCUUUUUGGUUUGCAAUUUGGGGUAAUGGGAAUGGAGUUCCAUCCUAAUUUUGUAAGUAAUGGUCGUUUCUUCAUUUCGUACCAUUGUGAUAAGUUACGACACUCAGGAUGUUUAGGUAGAUGCUCGUGUAACUCGGAAAUUAAUUGUGAUCCAGCAACACUUCCAAUAGACAGUGGCAUUGCACCAUGCCAGUAUCAAAUUGUAGUAGCAGAGUACACAGCAAAUGGUACUGCAACAACACCUUUCUUGGUAGAAAGUGCGAAGACAUUGGAAGUGAGGAGGAUAUUUACAAUGGGACUCCCACAUAGGGGAGUUUAUGGAGGACAGAUUCUUUUCGGCCCUGCAGAUGGAUUUCUGUAUGUUAUGACUGGUAGUGGUACGCAUCGAGGGGACCCUUACAAUUUUGCACAAAACAAAAGAUCGUUGCUCGGAAAGAUCUUGAGGAUUGAUGUGGAUCAAAGAAACGAAGUGCAUGAUCGAGGGCUUUGGGGAAAUUACUCCAUACCAAGAGAUAAUCCGUGCAACAAUGACAAGCAAUUAGCGCCUGAAGUUUGGGCAUUAGGUCUUAGAAAUCCAUGGCGUUGUAGUUUCGAUUCAGAAAGGCCUUCCUACUUCAUGUGUGGAGAUUCUGGACAGGACAUAUAUGAAGAGAUAGAUAUGAUAACAAAAGGUGGAAACUAUGGAUGGCCCGUCUACGAAGGCCCUUAUCUCUUCAAACCAGCAAAUGCCCGAGAAGGAAGCACUUCUAAUUCUAGCUCCAACAGUCUCAUAUUCCCGGUCAUGGGAUACAACCACUCUGAAACUUACAAGACAAUUGGUUCCGCGUUCAUAAUUGGUGGAUACUUCUAUAGGUCUCAAACUGAUCCCUGUCUGUAUGGAAGGUACUUAUACAUAGACUUAUAUCCAGAUGGAAUAUGGUCAAGUACUGAAAAUCCUGAACAUAGUAGAAACUUUACAAGUUCAAAAAACCCAUACAGGUGUGCGCGUGAUUCUCCAAUCCACUGUGAAUCAAUUGCAGAGGAUGUUAUGCCUGCUAUAGGAUACGUUUCGUCUUUUGGGGAAGACAAUAGAAAAGACAUUCAUAUGCUAACAACCACUGGCGUCUACAGAGUUACACGUCCGAGUAGGUGUAACUACCAUUGUCCUAAAGAAAGAAGUGUAGCAAGUAAACCAGCUCUUCCUGUUUCCAUGUCUAGGAAAUUAUGGGAGAGGGAAGAACACUAUGCUCUUCUAAUUUCUUCUAUGUUGCUGCUUUUGUAG